Frieseomelitta varia is the source of this 651-nucleotide messenger RNA. RefSeq names its product cuticle protein 38-like. The record is from RefSeq and is a predicted model, not a curated record. Bases 115 to 459 code for a protein of 114 amino acids. The transcript has a single exon. Lineage: Eukaryota; Metazoa; Arthropoda; Insecta; Hymenoptera; Apidae.
CGCUGGUCAAGCAUCAUUCGGCUCUCAGCAAUCUCAGCUGUUAUAGCACGAACCUUCUCAAAGUCUCAUUAUCUUUUUCUCUGUUGAGCAACCGCACGACUAUCUACCACAACCAUGAAUAAAAUCGUCGCUCUGUUCGCUCUCUUCGCCUGUGCCCUGGCCGCCCCAGCACCGGAACCUGCACCAGGUUUCCUGGCCGCCGCACCAGCAGCCUACCACGCUGCUCCUCUCGUCGCGGCACCUGUCGCCGCUGCACCUCUCGCAGUAGCUCACACUGUACCCGUUGCCACCAGCUACGCCAACACCUACAAACUCUCGGUCAGGAGCCCGGUAGUGGCCGCAGCACCCUACAUCGCAGCUCCAGUAGCGACUGCAGCCGUCGUCAAGACCGCCGCUCCCAUCGUCGCCGCUGCACCGGCCGCAACCGUCCUCGCACACGCCCCGGUCGUCGCAUACUGAGCUAUACCAACUUCGUAAAACACCAAGAUGAAAAACAACGGGUCCACAUCGCCAGCAGCUCUAGUCGACCGUGCUCUCAACGACCACGUCGAUGACCGAGGAUCAUUCCACCUGGCAUCCGGACACGACUCGAGAAUCGACGCUAUCGGCUAAUUAUCUUCAAUAAAUUUUUUGCUAAUUUUCAAUUUUAAA